Molecule: messenger RNA, 1103 nt
Organism: Antrostomus carolinensis (chuck-will's-widow)
Lineage: Eukaryota; Metazoa; Chordata; Aves; Caprimulgiformes; Caprimulgidae
Gene: ZC2HC1A
Product: zinc finger C2HC-type containing 1A
Exons: 9
Source: RefSeq, a predicted model, not a curated record
GUGACGUUACAGUGCAAACUGGAGAUCUGCUGCCUUGUAGAAUUUGUGGAAGGACUUUCUUUCCAGCAGCACUGAAAAAGCAUGGACCUAUUUGCCAAAAAACUUCUGCCAAGAAAAGGAAGACAUUCGAUUCCAGCCGACAGAGAGCAGAAGGAACUGACAUUCCCACAGUAAAACCUCUUAAGCCACGGCCAGAACCGCCCAAAAAACCUUCCAACUGGAGACGAAAGCACGAAGAAUUUAUAGCAACUAUACGAGCAGCCAAAGGACUUAAUCUUAAAGACGGUGGAAAACUCCCUCCACCACCUCCGCCAUCAUAUGACCCUGAUUACAUUCAGUGUCCAUAUUGUCAGAGAAGAUUUAAUGAAAAUGCAGCUGACAGACACAUCAAUUUCUGUAAGGAACAAGCAGCACGGAUUACUAAUAAGGGGAAAUUGGCAGCUGAUACCAAAGGAAAGCUUCCUACUCGAACACAGAACAAACCUGCUGCAGUUAAGAAGAUGCCUUCUGUAGGAUCAACACCACCAUCAUCAUCAUCACGCUUACCACAGCCAAGUGGUGUUAGCAAAACUGUUGUAGGUGCCUCUUCAAGUAAAGCGCUAUCUUCACCUGGAUCCAGUGGGAGCAAAAUUCAGACAUUAUCACCAGCUCAUAAAAACUCAUUGGGAAUGGUGAACCCCCAAGCAGGUAAGAUGGACAAGUUAGGCCCACCACUGCGAACUGGAAGAGAUGUGCAAAGCUUUUAUGACACUGAUACAAAAACAGACAGUACCAUCAAAAGACCAAAUGAGUUGUUGCCUAUAAAGAAAGGUGCAACAAAAACACGGACAUCAGCCCCUCCUAGUGUGGCAAGAACCAUGAGCACGGGUGCUCUAACAAACAAAAGAAAAACUAGCAAUUCAGACAUUUACUCAAGGUCUGAUGUUAAAAUUGGGUAUGACAGUGGAGACUACUCAUCCUCAGUCAAUGGAGGAAGUUCAAAAAGCAGCGAAGGAAAUUCACCUGUACAGUUAUCAAAGUUCUGCCAUGAAUGUGGGACAAGAUAUCCAGUAGAAUGGGCCAAGUUUUGCUGUGAGUGUGGAAUUCGAAGAAUGAUUGUGUGA